ACUCCCUGCAAAACUUGGCUAUAUGAUAUCCACUCCUUCUCGAUCAAAAUUCAUUCCUUUUUUUUUCUGGAGAAGCAUUCGUAGUUUUUCUUUUGGAAGGAGGGCCAAAAAAAUAUAAUUUUGGGGAGAAAUCAGAGCGCAAAAAUGUCUAUAGCUUCCACAAUUCCUUGCAUCAAAAUCAAAAUCUCCCCCCCUCCUUCACCAAAAUUUUGUUCCCCGAAGCCCAAUUUUACAGUUCGGAGUUCCAACGCAGAAGGUCCUUUGAGAAGACCGGCGGCUCCUUCACUCUCUCCUCCUCCUGUUUCUAGUGCUCCCUCACUCUCUCCUCCUCCAUCCCUAUCACACUCUCCUCCAGCGAAGCAGGUGGCGGAGGUGAAGGGGGUUGUGACGCUGGAGUUUCAGAGGAAGAUGGCUAAGGAGCUGCAGGAGUACUUUCGGCAGAAGAAAUUAGAAGAGGCUGACCAAGGUCCCUUCUUUGGAUUCUUGGGGAAGAACGAGAUCACAAAUGGGAGAUGGGCAAUGUUUGGCUUUGCUGUUGGGCUUCUAACUGAGUAUGCCACAGGAUCAGAUCUUGUUCAGCAACUCAAAAUCUUGCUCUCUAAUUUUGGAGUUGUCGAUUUGGAUUGAUCGUUGAUUCUCGAUCGAAACAGACGAUUUUCGUCGAAGAAUAUAUGUUUUAAGCCGAAGAUAUAUAAUGAGUAAGAUUGCAUACAUCAACCCUCUAAAUGAAAGAAAUCUUUGUGCAUUAUUUGAAUUCGGAUUGAUUGGAUGCAGUUUUUCUCCUCUCUUUCUUCUUGUUGAUUUUAACUA
This is a messenger RNA of Phalaenopsis equestris, 810 nucleotides long. RefSeq names its product light-harvesting complex-like protein OHP2, chloroplastic. The record is from RefSeq and is a predicted model, not a curated record. NCBI's taxonomy places the organism in Eukaryota, Viridiplantae, Streptophyta, Magnoliopsida, Asparagales, Orchidaceae. The transcript is spliced from 2 exons. Gene Ontology annotation, cellular component: chloroplast thylakoid membrane. The coding region runs from base 145 to 627 and encodes 160 amino acids.